AUGCAUGGCCACCGAGUCCCGGGGGGCGCCGGGCCUUCGGAUCCCCAACACCCGGCCACGAAUCCCCCAGGCGCAGCUCCAUUGGCCUGUGCCGACUCGGACCCUGGAACCUCGGAGCCCGGACUACCCGUGCGCAGAGGCUCAGGCUCCACUCUUGGCGGCCCACUGGAUCCCCAGUUUGCCGGACCCUCGGACACCAACCUGGGUCCUGCUCCAGGGCCCCGGGUCUUGCCCUGCGGCCCCAGUCCACAGCACCACCGGGCCCUGCGCUUCUCCUACCACCUGGAGGGCUCGCAGCCUCGGCCUGGGCUGCACCAGGGAAACCGGAUCCUGGUUAAAAGCUUGUCCCUUGACCCUGGCCAGAGCCUUGAGCCUCAUCCAGAAGGCCCCCAGCGGCUUCGCUCAGAUCCAGGCCCCCCCACUGAAACCCCUAGCCAGCGUCCUUCACCACUGAAGCGGGCACCAGGCCCAAAGCCACAGGUCCCCCCAAAGCCCAGCUACCUGCAGAUGCCCCGGAUGCCCCCCCCAACCGAGCCUAUCCCUCCUCCGCCAUCCCGCCCACUACCUGCAGACCCCCGAGUGGCCAAGGGUCUGGCCCCCAGGGCAGAGGCCAGCCCAAGUUCUGCAGCAGUAUCCUCACUGAUUGAGAAGUUUGAAAGAGAACCUGUGAUUGUCGCCUCGGAUAGGCCAGCCCCUGGCCCCUGUCCAGGUCCCCCAGAGCCAGCCAUGUUGCCACAGCCACCCCCGCAACCACCAGUGUCCCAGCUCCCUGAGGGUGAGGCCUCCCGCUGCCUGUUCCUGCUGGCUCCUGGGCCUCGGGAUGGUGAGAAGGUACCUAACCGUGACAGCGGCAUCGACAGCAUCAGCUCGCCAUCCAACAGUGAAGAGACCUGCUUUGUCAGUGAUGAUGGGCCUCCCAGCCACAGCCUCUGUCCUGGGCCCCCUGCCCUGGCCAGUAUGCCUGUUGCUUUGGCUGACCCCCACCGGCCUGGCUCCCAGGAGGUUGACAGUGACCUGGAAGAAGAGGAUGAUGAAGAAGAGGAUGAGGAGAAGGACAGAGAAAUCCCAGUGCCUCCAAUGGAGAGACAGGAGUCUGUGGAGUUGACUGUGCAGCAGAAGGUGUUCCACAUUGCCAAUGAGCUCCUGCAAACUGAGAAGGCUUAUGUUUCCAGGCUCCAUCUACUGGAUCAGGUGUUCUGUGCCCGUCUGCUAGAAGAAGCUCGGAACCGCAGUUCCUUCCCAGCUGAUGUUGUACAUGGCAUCUUCUCUAACAUCUGCUCCAUCUACUGCUUCCACCAGCAGUUCCUGUUGCCUGAGCUAGAGAAGCGCAUGGAGGAAUGGGACCGCUACCCACGCAUUGGAGACAUCCUGCAGAAGCUGGCACCCUUCCUCAAGAUGUAUGGCGAGUAUGUGAAGAACUUUGAUAGGGCUGUGGAGCUGGUCAACACCUGGACAGAGCGUUCCACCCAGUUCAAAGUCAUCAUCCAUGAGGUGCAGAAGGAGGAAGCCUGUGGCAAUCUGACAUUGCAGCACCACAUGCUGGAGCCUGUGCAGCGCAUCCCCCGCUAUGAGCUGCUUCUCAAGGACUAUCUGUUAAAGCUGCCUCAUGGCUCCCCAGACAGCAAGGAUGCCCAAAAGUCUCUGGAGCUGAUAGCCACAGCGGCAGAGCACUCUAAUGCUGCCAUCCGAAAAAUGGAGCGAAUGCACAAGCUGCUGAAGGUAUAUGAGUUGCUAGGGGGUGAGGAAGACAUUGUCAGCCCCACCAAAGAGCUCAUAAAAGAAGGCCACAUCCUUAAGCUGUCAGCGAAGAAUGGGACCACUCAAGACCGAUACCUCAUACUAUUCAACGACCGCCUCCUUUACUGCGUGCCCAGGCUGCGGCUCCUUGGCCAGAAGUUUAGCGUGCGGGCACGCAUUGAUGUAGAUGGCAUGGAGCUAAAGGAGAGCUCCAACCUCAAUCUGCCUCGGACCUUCCUGGUGUCAGGAAAGCAGCGCUCCCUGGAGCUCCAGGCCAGGACAGAGGAGGAGAAGAAAGACUGGGUCCAGGCCAUCAACUCCACCCUCCUGAAGCAUGAGCAGACGCUGGAGACCUUCAAACUGUUGAACUCAACAAAUAGGGAAGAUGAAGACACACCCCCCAACUCUCCAAACGUGGAUCUUGGGAAGCGGGCACCUACGCCCAUCCGGGAAAAGGAAGUCACCAUGUGCAUGCGCUGUCAGGAGCCCUUCAAUUCCAUCACCAAACGCAGGCACCACUGCAAGGCCUGCGGGCAUGUGGUUUGUGGGAAGUGCUCCGAGUUCCGGGCCCGCCUUAUCUAUGACAACAACCGCUCCAACCGAGUGUGCACUGACUGCUACGUGGCCUUGCAUGGGGUGCCUGGGAGCAGUCCAGCCUGCAGCCAGCAUACACCUCAGCGCCGGAGAUCCAUCCUAGAGAAACAGGCCUCCGUGGCUGCAGAGAACAGUGUCAUCUGCAGCUUCCUGCACUACAUGGAGAAGGGUGGGAAAGGAUGGCACAAGGCAUGGUUCGUGGUCCCUGAGAAUGAACCCUUGGUGCUGUACAUCUACGGAGCCCCUCAGGAUGUGAAAGCCCAGCGCAGCCUGCCCCUCAUUGGCUUCGAGGUGGGGCCUCCUGAGGCAGGGGAGAGGCCCGACAGAAGACAUGUCUUCAAGAUCACCCAGAGCCACCUAAGCUGGUACUUCAGCCCUGAAACAGAGGAGCUCCAGCGACGCUGGAUGGCUGUGCUUGGCCGGGCAGGCCGUGGGGACACGUUCUGCCCAGGGCCCACACUGUCCGAGGACAGGGAGAUGGAAGAGCCACCAGUGGCAGCUUCAGGAGCCACUGCUGAACCCCCUGAAGUCCCCCAGACCCGAGACAAGACCUAGAGGGUUUGGGGGGAACUGGGAGCCCCCAUCCCACACACUAGCUGCCCAUGUCCAGUUGGGGGGUUCCAGCCCCCUCCUUCCCAGCUCAGUCAAUACUUGAACUCCCAUCACGGGCACUUUCAAUCCCGAAUGCUGGGUCUUGGGUUUUUUAAUCAUCUUUUCACAAAACGUGGGCUUUU
This is a messenger RNA of Marmota flaviventris (yellow-bellied marmot), 3065 nucleotides long. RefSeq names its product FYVE, RhoGEF and PH domain containing 1 (gene Fgd1). Gene Ontology annotation, cellular component: cytoplasm. The record is from RefSeq and is a predicted model, not a curated record. NCBI's taxonomy places the organism in Eukaryota, Metazoa, Chordata, Mammalia, Rodentia, Sciuridae. Gene Ontology annotation, molecular function: metal ion binding; guanyl-nucleotide exchange factor activity. Gene Ontology annotation, biological process: filopodium assembly; cytoskeleton organization.